Aspergillus affinis is the source of this 1290-nucleotide messenger RNA. RefSeq lists its product as uncharacterized. The transcript has a single exon. Lineage: Eukaryota; Fungi; Ascomycota; Eurotiomycetes; Eurotiales; Aspergillaceae. The record is from RefSeq and is a predicted model, not a curated record. Gene Ontology annotation, molecular function: ubiquitin protein ligase binding; protein-macromolecule adaptor activity. Gene Ontology annotation, biological process: ubiquitin-dependent endocytosis. The coding region runs from base 1 to 1290 and encodes 429 amino acids. Gene Ontology annotation, cellular component: cytoplasm; cytosol; plasma membrane.
AUGCCCCUCGCCAUCCAUCUAGAUAACCCACUACCGUUAUACUCGGGGAAUGAAGUCAUCCGAGGCCGGGUGGUCUUCGAGUGCCCCAAUCUGAUCGAAAUCCAAGACGUCCGCGUGACGUUUUCCGGGCGCUCCAAGGCCACGGUCAAGAAAGUCAAAGGCUCCGCCGCUCCAUCCGCAAGUUAUCGCAGCAAAUGCGUUUUUUUCGAGAAAGAGCGAAUUCUCAUGCACCGAAACGGCGACUCUGUCUCGCCAGACACAUAUGAAUGGCCGUUUCAGUUCACGGUCCCGUCGCACGCUGGGUCGGGCGGCAAAUGGCCUGAGAAACUCCCCUUCCGGAGCGAUGUCAAUCAUCCGCUGCCCCCCUCCUUUGCGGUGGAAGUGGGCGAUUCUCUGCGCCAGUUAGAAUGUGCGAUCGAGUAUCGGAUCCGGGCCCAAGUGAUGAAGCCCCAAAAGGGCUUCUUGGGUAAAAGAACGCCGUUGUUCGAUGAUAUUGUUCGGCUGAAUUUCCUCCCGCGGGCAGCGCAGGUGGACAAAAUGUACGAUUCGCCGUCGUUGUAUCGGCAGCGUCGAGAGCAGCUGUUCACCGUUCGGAGCUUACUCCUGCUUCCUGAAAACCGAGGCCGGAAUCUGGGCGUUCAGGAGAAAUUUCACUCGUGGCUGUCGCCUGCGCGACUACCUCGUUUUGACUUCCAGGUCUCUUUGACCUACUCCGCCCAGGUGGUUCAGUCGACGCCACUGCCAUGUGUGUUGGAAAUUGUGCCGUUCAUGGAAAACGCUUCGGUUUCUACCGCCCCGGAUAUCGUACUGCAGUCUGUGUCGAUGUUCGUGGUGAGUCGCACUUCAGCGCGGGCCUCGCCGUCCCUGAUGGGCGCUAUUUCCGGUGAAGUCGACGAGCGCAUCGAGAUUUUGUCAAAAUCGUCAGUUGGAGCACCAGUAUCAGGUCGAAUCGAUUUGAAUCAGAUGUUUAGCCCUCUUGUGUUCCAGAACUUGGACGUGUCUUUUAGUACGUUCAACAUAUCCCGUCAAUACACGCUUUCCGGGUCGUUUGUGUUUGAAUGUGCUGGCAAAACACUGGAGUUUAAUGUUGCCGACAUAGCCAUAAAUAUAAUGGCCGAUGUCCAGGAUACCGGUGGAGUGGACAAGAAAAUCGAGGCCGAGUUACCGAGGCAAGAAUUGGGAGUCACGGAGGCCUCAUAUUCAAACCCGCCACAUGACGAGGAGAGCCCUCCAGCCUAUACACCUCGAUCUCCUUUGUCGACGACAACGUUCGAGAAAGGGGGUAGGUGA